Molecule: messenger RNA, 6271 nt
Organism: Acipenser ruthenus (sterlet)
Lineage: Eukaryota; Metazoa; Chordata; Actinopteri; Acipenseriformes; Acipenseridae
Product: von Willebrand factor A domain-containing protein 2-like
Exons: 15
Coding region: 631-2916 (761 amino acids)
Biological process (GO): calcium-independent cell-matrix adhesion
Cellular component (GO): basement membrane
Source: RefSeq, a predicted model, not a curated record
AAGACAGCUAACCAUGGUAAACAAUGGUAAAUGCACGGUAUUAUCAUGGGGAAAGUAUGAGAAAACUGAAAACUGCAAAAUGAUCAACCAAAUUUACAGUGGUAAACUUUCAUAAGGGCACAAGGGUGAUUUUGUGCAGACACUGCAGACUCCCAGUAACACACUUUAUACCCCAGUAACCUGUUUAUCAAGCUUUCAAACAUGUUCCUCACAGUCUUUCAUGAGCACAUUGCAUUGCGGUUGUCAUGAUGUGGGCUUUCAUUUUGAUUCCUCCAAUUGCUUUCCUUUAUGUUACCUUCUUAUUGGCCAGGCGUAAUACAGCAUGGAAUGCAACCACUGAUCAGACACUGCAGCCACUAAAUCUUUUCUUCAGAACCCCUGUGCAAGAGGUUUAUUUUCAGCUGUCCAGUUCAUGUGGUGUCUGUCAGUCAGGUACAUGAUGUCUCCUGUUACCAGAGUUUCAGUUUUCUUCAGUGAGCUGGGUGGAGUUUGAACUUUCAAGGUAAAAAGGUGUUCAAAUUGAUGGGUUUUGAGAGGAGCAGCCUUCUCUACCACUGGAAACCGUAAAUUGGACUAGACCUUUCUCAGUCAAGAAGGUAAAUUACUGUAAUUAAAUUAAUUAACUGUAUAAUGAGAACUGGGACACUUUUACUCAGAAAGUGUCUUUUUGACCAAAGGAGGUGUGGGGACAGUAUUUUCACCUCCACUUCAGUCAUCCAUAAAGGAGUGGUGAAUUUCAUUAUGAAGACCAGAUUGAUCAUAUGUAUUAUUGCGUUUUACAUAACAGUGUUAGUUUGCCUGGGAGACAGCAUCCAACAGCUUAUGGCUGAUAAGGAAACAAUUAUCAAGAUAGCAGCUUCUGGCAAAUUGAUUCAGUGUUCAGCGGCUAUUGAUGUAAUCCUGCUUAUGGAUGGUUCAUACAGCAUUGGAAAAGGAAGCUUUGAAAGAUCUAAACACUUUGCAUCCAAAGUAUGUGAUGUGCUUGACAUAAAUCCAGACCGGGUGCAGAUUGGAGUGAUACAAUACAGUUCCAAACCUAAAUUAGAAUUUGCUUUAGAUGCUUAUCCAACAAGAGAAGAAGCAAAAGAAGCCAUCAAAAAUAUUCACUUUAGAGGGGGGAGUACAGAAAUUGGUCGUGCCAUUAAACAUGUCCUGAGAAAAGGAUUCCAAGGGGGAAGGAAUGAAGUUCCUAAGAUUAUGAUAUUACUCACAGAUGGGAAAUCACAGGACAACAUUAUUCCUCCAGCCGUUUUUGCAAAGAAAAGUGGAAUAACCCUAUUUGCAGUGGGAAUCAAACAUCCACAAUGGAAAGUACUACACAGUGUUGCAAGCGAGCCCAGUGAGAUGUAUGUCUUCUUUGCUGAACACUACGACGAUGCAGUAAAUGGACUUUAUACAACUCUAACACAGAGCACUGUUUGCAAUGACGUUCCACCUUCAUGUUAUGUGGAGUCUCGGAACUGCCAGAGAACAACCAUAGAGGCUCAGAAAGAGUACAAGGGAAAUCAUAUUUGCUGGAAGGGCAAAAAUACAGGAUUUUAUGUUAAACCCAUGGCUAGUAUAUGUCCUGUCUAUGGGUGGAAACGGGUAGAAAGUAAAAUACAUAGCCAAUGUCACCGAACACUGUGUCCAGAUCCCUGUGAGUCCAACCCCUGUCUCAACGGAGGAACCUGCAUUACAGAAAGUGUGGAAGAGUUCAGCUGCCUGUGUCCCCUUGGCUAUGGGGGAGAUAAGCAUUGCGCAGGAAACAGAUACCUCAUACCCGCAGGACUAGUUGAAUGCACAGUUGAUCUGAUCUUCUUGCUAGAUGGAUCCUGGAAUAUGGGCUUAGAAGGAUUUCUCUUAGCUAAAGAUUUUAUCAAAAGACUUGUUCAGUCUGUGUUUGAUUCCACCACCAAAGUCCGAAUUUCAGUUGCCCAGUAUGGAGAUAAAGUCAACAUAGAAAUCCCCAUUGGACGCUAUGGCACUGUCUGGGAAUUGAUGAAGGACAUAGACAAUAUCCACUUUAGAGGUGGGAACACUUUCACAGGAAGAGCUCUGGAUUACAUUGCGGAAUAUGGUUUCAGAUCUGCUCAGGGGUCUAGAAUGGAGGUCCCCCAUGUUUUGGUGGUAUUGUCCAAUUCCAAGUCACAUGACUCGGUAACUCUUCCUGCAGAGAAUGCCAGAGAGAGGGAAAUAUUCAUUCUAACUGUCGGCAGAAGCAGCAGAUUGUUCAAUGAAAUGAACCUCAUCACUGGAGACUCACGUCUGGUGUUUACCUUCAGUGAUCCGCAGGAGCUGUAUGGCAAAGUUAUGGAACUUAGAACAAAAAUAUGUGGAUUAAAUACAGCGGGCUGUUAUUCAAAGACUCUGGACCUGGUAUUUGCUUUGGAUGCAUCCCACAAAGUUGGAAGACAUGACUUUCGUCACAUCAAAGGCUUUGUUAAAAACAUAAUUUCACAGUUCGACAUUGACGCUGACCUCACCCAGAUCGGACUGGUGAUUUAUAGUGACAAGCCCCGGACAGUCUUCAACUUGGAUACCUUUGACAGUGAGGGGAAAAUGAAGAAAAGUCUAAGUCUGGCUCCAUAUUUAGGUGGAAACGCAUGGACGGGUAAAGCCCUGCAGUAUAUAACAGAAGACACUUUUAGUGCCCAGAAGGGUGCCAGACUGGGAGUCCAAAAAGCGGUUGUAUUAAUAACAGACGGACAAAGUACAGAUGAGGUCACUACUGUUGCUGAGCAACUGAGACGACAUGGAGUUACUGUUCUUUUGACUGGAGUGGGGGAGGCCCAGUCACAGACUCUUCUGAGAAUAGCUGGGAACCCCAAGUUCAUGAUUCCAGUACCUACCUAUGAACAUUUAAAACAUUAUGAGGCUAACCUGGUACAUAAGAUAUGUGAAGGACUCUCUCAGCAUAUGUUCUUCUGGCCAUGACAUGGGUCUAUGAUCACGUCAGUCCUGUUUUAGGCACCUGGACAAACCUAAUACAGGUUAUAAAGGGACAGUCCUCCAUGCCAAAUGAUGGUGGUGACUAAAACAGCUUGGAGUGUCACCAUGAAUACCACUGAGAGUAUUACUGACAUGUCAAAAAUGUAUUUGUGCUGGUUUUAGAAUAUCCCGUAUGAACAUGGAUUAAUGUGUGUGCAUAAUCUUAAAGAAGUUCUUAACCCUUAUAAUAGUCUGUAUUUUAUUAGCAGUUACUCAAAACAGCCAAAAUUCCAAUAUGAUGUCAUUUGCUUCUUCGCUGAAUCAGGCAUUGAUCUUAGAACAAAAUAUUUAGAUAAAACAGAAGUAUAAUUGACAACUGAUUAUAAAACACUUUAAAUAAAAAUAAAUAAUACCGGGGUACGGGGAAGGCUGUUGACAGUGUGAACCUAUUAGUAAAGACACAAAUAUAUUAUUUUGUGUAAAAAUGUGCUUGUUCAAAUGAUAAUACAUUACAGCAUCUUCAGAAUUUUUUUUUACUUACCAUGAAAGGAUAUUCAUGUAAGUAUUUCAGUCUGCCAGUGCAACCUGUAGUAACAAGAGUCAAUUUUCUUGAUUACUUUUUUUUAGCGCAAAAUACUUUUAAUUUUAGAACAUUCUUACCUUUUAUGAUAUCUGCAGUAGUUGUGAAUAGCUGUGAGUGUUGUUGCUCAAAUAUUAAAUUUUGUUUAUUUUCUUUUGUAUGACCUUCUAAAUUAAACUUCUAAAACAAAACAAACCAUAAAAAACACAUAAUACUUCAUUCAAGCCCCUGAAUUAAAAGUCUUAGUUGUUUAUUUAUGAUUUGGCAACUUUAUUGGGUACGUUUCUCCUUUCUGAAAAACUUGUGCUCAUGACAGAAGUAAAUAGCUUUGAGAAAUUAGUCUUGGUGUACUUACAGAAAAUGGCAUUAAGCCAUUCCUUAUCAUUACAGAAAUAGGGCUCAUUAUUCCUUACAGCCAUAACUGGAUUUGCUGUAUGCAGAGAAAACCCAAGAGUAAAAACCCAUGAGUAACGUGGUGAGGCCUGAAGGAUCAGAUGUGAGCGUUUCAUAGAGAUGAGUAAUGCAAUACUGGUUGUAAAUAGUACCAGAACAUGUAGAAGUUAGGACCUUUUAUUAUAGAAAUGAAUGCACUCAAAAAUGCAUUUCUAUGAGGUGGAAUUCUUUUUCAUAUUAAUUUGCUUGAUGUACUCUUAUUUAUGUUUAAAUAUAUAGCACUUUGUCAAAGAAAAUAGCAAUAUCUAUAGGAACAACAAAAACUAUAGUAAGUACAGUGGCAGAAAUUCAGCUAUUACAUAAUCAAACAAACAUAAAUCAAUGAAAUUAGGGCUGUCGAGCGAUUUAAAAAAAUUAUCGUGAUUAAUCUCGCGAUUCUUGGCAUAUUACUGAUGCUAUUAGUAGUAGUAGUAGUAUUUUAAAGUUCUUCUUAUUACCUAUAAGGUCUUAUAUGGUCUUAAACCUUAUCUUCAAGAUCUGCUGAUCCUAUAUGUCCCUGGCUGUUCCCUGAGAUCGGCUAAUCUUCUGACAGUCCCUAAAAUGUGUUUGAACUCUGAUGGAACCAGGGCAUUCAGUUAUAAUGCCUUUCAUUUUUGGAACUUGGUCCUGAGGAAUGCUAGCACAAUUAAACUUUUAAACCCUGUGUGAAAAUGUAUUUGUUUAGGUCUGUUUAUUUGUAGUUUAUAUUAUAUAUUAGACACAGACUUUUUUAUAUUUCUUUUGUAAAGCACCCUUGAAUGGUUGCAUUUAGAGCGCUACAGAAGUGAAAUUUGCUAUUAUUAUUAUUAUUAUUAUUAUUAUUAUUAUUAUUAUUAUUAUUAUUAUUAUUAUCCAAAAAAAGAACCCAGCAUAAAAAAAAAGAAAACAAAAAAAAAAACAUGGUCCUAUUUCUUUAUAGUUUUAGAUUUAUUUAUACAGAAUUAUACACAAAAACUCCAGCAUUUGUUACAUUCUCAUACUUAGCUUCAUUCAUGGGCUUGCAGCGAUCUUGAAUUUCUAAAAGUGUACUAUGUCGAAAUUGACGGUUUUGUUGCGUUGCUAGAAAGUGUAUUUUGAGAAGUGUGUUUAGCACACAGGUGGUUCUUCAGAUUAGAUGUAGCCCAUGUUUGUGACACUGAAAGUUUCAAUUUGACAGUAGAUACAUCAAAGUUAUUCUUUUAAAUAAACUUCCCAUUCACAAGUCCUUCACUUUUAGUACUUUGCUCCAUAAUGCAGUUAUAUGACUUUCUAUGCAAACACCGACUGCAUUCAUUGAGUUGCAUGCACGCAAGUAUAUCUGAUGCAUUGAAUGUUACGGUAUGCUAAGAGGGUCAAGACAGAGGAGUGCGAUUUAACACGUGUUAAUAAAAUUAAUCUCCAAAGAAAUUAACACUUUAUUUGUCGAAGUUAAUUAUGAUUAUUUGAUGGCCCUAAAUGAACUGUGUCAAAAGAACCUUAUACAUGCACUGUAGUUUGUAGAAAGUACGUAAGAAUUAUUUGUAGUUAUAAAUUAAUUGCCAAUAAAAAUUACUAUUUUUUUAUGGGUUAUAAAGAAUUUAACUGCAUGUGAUUAUAAUUAACAUGUUAUCUACCAUAUACAAUAUUGGUACAAGCUUGUUUGAUUUUAUUAUCAGUUCAAUACAGAUGUUAGAGGUCCUAGCUAAUGCUAUAAAACCUCAAAUCUUACUUGUCUUGCACUCCUGUUCACUAUGUAGGUCUUACAUGUGCAGUUUUGAAUAAAGCGCAAGUUACUGCAAAUGUAAUUUCUUGCACUUCCUACACUACGUCAUAUUCAUCAGGAGAGUGACUUGGUCCCCACCACUUAAACAGCUUCUAUCCUGCCAUUAAGCCUCAUCUAAUUAAGGGAUAAUGGCAUUGAUGCAGCGUGUUACAAACCACAGGUCGAGGGCAUUACGGGAACAUGUUUUUUAUUAUUAAGGAACACUAUUACACUUCCAAGUUAUUUAUUUAUUUACCUCUUUGUCUGACAAUCACUGUAAUCCACUGUAAUCCACUGAAAGGUAACUUUUGACAGCAGAGCCUGUGUCUCUGUGGAGCGUUUCUUCAGUUAGCACUGGUUUUAGAACAGAAGUCGUUAAUUAGUGCCAUCUUUUCCAUUACUUAGUUAUAACAAUAACAGUUCACCUCCAUAGAAAACAAUGGGAGAGCAGUGUCUGGUUGUUGUGUAAUGACUGAUAUUUUUUGUAGCCUGCUUUAGCACCAAACAUAUUGCUGAAGUGAAAUGGCCUUACAAAGAGCUUCCUUUAACCCAGUAUGAUCCCAGAUAUUUGUUUUAAAUAAAAAAAAAAAAUAGUCUUUGCCAUAACAAGUGCUUCUUUCAAAACAGCA